Molecule: messenger RNA, 1925 nt
Organism: Ochotona curzoniae (black-lipped pika)
Lineage: Eukaryota; Metazoa; Chordata; Mammalia; Lagomorpha; Ochotonidae
Gene: RHOB
Product: ras homolog family member B
Exons: 1
Coding region: 376-966 (196 amino acids)
Biological process (GO): small GTPase-mediated signal transduction
Molecular function (GO): GTPase activity; GTP binding
Source: RefSeq, a predicted model, not a curated record
CCACCGCAGUCUGGCCGUACCCGUCUGCGCCCUUAGAGUCACGGCGAGGCCCCGCGGGACCCGGGAGGCAGCUGGGCCGGCACAGCGCAGCUCCAGCGUCCGUUGUUGCGCACAAAAGCAGCCGACCCGCGCCCGGGGUGCGAGCUGCCCCCGCCGUCCGCGAGUCAGCGCGGCUGCACGCGCCGUGCGCCUUAUGCCCCCGCGCCCCCGCCGCGGCAGCCCGAGCGUCCCGAGAGAUCGCGCCAUCGCGGGGCCUGGGUGCAGCUAGCAACCCUCGGCCCCUCAGCGCGCAGCCGGACGUGAGCGGUGAGCGGCGAGCCGGACGGCAGCGAGGCGCUCGCGGGCCCCUUCCUGCUGCCCGGGCCCGGCCCGCUCAUGGCGGCCAUCCGUAAGAAGCUGGUGGUGGUGGGCGACGGCGCGUGCGGCAAGACGUGCCUGCUGAUCGUGUUCAGUAAGGACGAGUUCCCCGAGGUGUACGUGCCCACCGUCUUCGAGAACUAUGUGGCCGACAUCGAAGUGGACGGCAAGCAGGUGGAGCUGGCGCUGUGGGACACGGCGGGCCAGGAGGACUACGACCGCCUGCGGCCGCUCUCCUACCCAGACACCGACGUCAUUCUCAUGUGUUUCUCGGUGGACAGCCCGGACUCGCUGGAGAACAUCCCCGAGAAGUGGGUGCCGGAGGUAAAGCACUUUUGCCCCAACGUGCCCAUCAUCCUGGUGGCCAACAAGAAGGACCUGCGCAGCGACGAACACGUCCGCACGGAGCUGGCGCGCAUGAAGCAGGAGCCGGUGCGCACGGACGACGGCCGCGCCAUGGCCGUGCGCAUCCAAGCCUACGACUACCUCGAGUGCUCCGCCAAGACCAAGGAGGGCGUGCGCGAGGUCUUCGAGACGGCCACGCGCGCCGCGCUGCAGAAGCGCUACGGCUCCCAGAACGGCUGCAUCAACUGCUGCAAGGUGCUAUGAGGGCCGCGCCCGGCCGCCUACCCCUUACCGACGCCCCCUCCCGGGCCGGUCCCCUGCGAGCCCGGAGAAGGGGAGGCCCGCGCCCAUCACCAGGGACCCCACCAGUCUGCCUGGCGUCUGCGGCGCCGAGAAUCGCGUGGGCAUCGGGCGCCCCCUUCUCAGUGUCUGUGUGAGUCUAGCCGUGUGGCACAGGCCCGGGCGCCACUACUGAGUGCUAAGGGUCCCCCUGGACAUCCUCUUCUGAGGAGCCAAGCCUCAAGACUGUUUGACUGCGUGUACGUUCGACUGCCCCUCGCCAUCAUUUUCACACCACUCCCCUGCCACCUCGGGUCCCCAGGGGGUGCGAGUGCGACCGCGCCCCAUCAGAUGUUCGCUGGGACCCCGCGAGCGCCUGCCAUGUCUUGUUUGUAACAUAGACCCUGGGAACUGCGGGAGGGAGGGCGGGGAGGAGGGAAGGGUGUGCUAUAAAUACAGAUCUAAUUUUAUUUUCGGAGGAGAGAUGGUGUUAUUUAAUGGUAGUGGUGGGUGUAGUGGCCAGGGCGUUGGAAGAACUCUGGCCCAGGCCGGCUCAGUUGCCCACCCAGGCAUGAACAGGACUUGGCCAUCUUUCUGACCCCUCGGGAAGACAUUUGCAACUGACUUGGGGCUGAAGGGACACAGCUUCUAGACACAGAGUCUCCUGCGGGCCAGCCCCAUAGCGAACCCCUCUGCAGCUGGCGGAGGGAGAGUGUGCGUGGGGGCUGUUUUUGCCAUAAGUGAACUUUGUGCCUGUCCUAAAAGUGAAAACUGUUCAGUCCAAGAAACUGAUGUUAUUUGACUUAUUUAAAAGCUGAAACUUUUUUUUGGGGGGGGGGAAGAAUCCUUUGCACAGUUUCAUUGUUUGACACUUAAUGCACUUGUCAUUUGCAUAAGGCAGUAGCAUUCUGUAUGCUGUAACCUCAUCUACUUCUGAUUUUUUU